This is a messenger RNA of Trichoderma gamsii, 453 nucleotides long. RefSeq lists its product as hypothetical. NCBI's taxonomy places the organism in Eukaryota, Fungi, Ascomycota, Sordariomycetes, Hypocreales, Hypocreaceae. The record is from RefSeq and is a predicted model, not a curated record. Bases 1 to 453 code for a protein of 150 amino acids. The transcript has a single exon.
AUGGCUAUUCGGGAACGUUUCCGCCGCGCCCUGCGCCGAUCCGACGACUCAGACACCAUCUCUCAGACAGAGUCCACUGGCACCACCUCCUCAUCAACCCGACAAAGCUCCAGCUCCGAGUCCUCGGCUCCCCAGCUCUCAUUAAAAAAGACCAGCUCAACACUCUCCAAGGCCUUCUCCUUUGGCCGUGGCGACAGCUCCAAGAAGAACGAGGAGAAGAUUGCCAGAAAGCAAGAACGAGCCCGCAAGCGAAAUGAGGGCCGAACCUACAAACACCCCAGCGAAAAGCCCCUGACGGAGCAGAACCUCAAGCACCAGGAGAUGCUCAGCCAUUUCACCAUGACAUUUGGCGCCAGCGACCCGAGCCAGGUCAUCGACCCCGGCUUUGAUGGCAUCAGUCCCUGCUGCACUCGUGCCUGCAGCAUCGACCUUGGAUCCUCAGAGGGCAUAUAA